Molecule: messenger RNA, 1255 nt
Organism: Betta splendens (Siamese fighting fish)
Lineage: Eukaryota; Metazoa; Chordata; Actinopteri; Anabantiformes; Osphronemidae
Exons: 4
Coding region: 175-882 (235 amino acids)
Biological process (GO): adaptive immune response
Cellular component (GO): membrane
Molecular function (GO): signaling receptor activity
Source: RefSeq, a predicted model, not a curated record
CUCUCACCCACACACAGCUGACACAGUCACUGUCACAUUUCCUCUGUACACCACACGGUUCCUUUUGAGAACUGCUGAGGCUGAGUGUCAGUCAGUCAGACAGACAAUCAGACACACAGGCAGGCUUGAUGCCAGGUCGAGGUGUAGGAGCUCGUGUGCAGCCCAGUUUGCAGGAUGAAAAGCCACUGGUGGAGCUGUGUGCUGGGGUUAGUCUGCAUGGCUGCUGAGGUCGCGCACAGCACCUGGACAGUUCUCCAAAGUCCCGCUUCCACCCAUCGCGCAAAAGUCAACUCCUCUGCUGAGAUCAAAUGCUCCACAUCCUCAACAGAAGUGAUGGGGCUCUGCCUGCGUAGGAGAUUCCACAGCAAAAGGGACAUUGUGUUCCUGUCCCUAAACAAAGGAGAAGUAAUGAAAGAUACUACGGCUACAGAAUUUAAAGGGCGAAUUCAGGUGACUCCGAACAGGAAUGUCAAGCAGGGCAUUGAGCUGACCCUGCAACUGUCCCUGCUGCAGCUCGAAGACACAGACUUGUAUUACUGCGAGUGGAAUUCUCUUGACUCACAGUCGAUGCAGGAAUCCAAGUCCAGCAAUGGAACCAUUUUGAUCGUCAGGGAGUUUGAUGCCCAUGAAGAAUGCGAGUCCAAGCUGCUGGAUCACGUCCUGAUUUCCUUAAGUGCGGCUGCAUUAAUUUUCCUACUGUUUUUUUGCAUUGGAACGAUGAUUCUGAAAUGCCCAAGAUUCAAGAAGCGCUUCAGACCGGCCAGGGUCAUAACAUCAAACAGACCGAACAGGCCACAACACGUGUGUCCUCAGCGGAGCAACCAGCAUUACCCUUACUGGAUAACGACUGAAGAUAACCUGGACUACAGGGACAUUCUGUAAUGAUGACAUGAUAAGGGACAAGUAUUCAUUGGAAAACUGGUCUCAACUAUGAAGUCAAUAUAAGAUAGCAGUAUACAGGGGACAUCUUUAACAGCUAGCCCUCUUUUGUUUUUCUGCUCUUCGUUUCCUUUUACAAAUAAAUCUGCCUUUGUAUGUAUCUGUCAUUAGGUGCAUGUACCACAUCCUGACACGCGCGUGGGUUACAGGUGUGAUGCACAAGAUUGUUGAAGAAAAGUGCAAUGCAACUUUUUUUUGCUCUGUGAAAUGCAACGCAGUUGGCUUGUUAAUUUUGCAUCUUGUUUCCUUUGGCCAAAUGUGAACUAUUGUUUUGUAUCUGUUCAGGUGUCUAAUGAGCAUUAAAGCCAUGAUCUUA